UUCUAGUUACUGUAACAUUCCGGUGACCUUCUAUUCUAUUUACUGUAACAUGCUGGUGACAUUCUAUUCUAGUUACUGUAAUGGUAUGUGACAUCACAAAGAAACUCAUCCCCUCCUGUUUUUCUCCCUAAACCAGCUCUGCGACUCUAGCCCCGCCCUUCUACCUGUCUUCCUUUUAUUCCGACAACACCAUUGGUCCAUCUCAUAUGAGAUCACCACUCUUUGUCUAACACCCUGGACAGACUCAUACCUCUGUCUUAUACCUCAUAUCUCUGUGUGUCUCUGCUCUGUAGCUACAUAUCUCUCUGUGUGUCUGCUCUGUAGCUACAUAUCUCUCUGUGUGUCUGCUCUGUAGCUACAUAUCUCUCUGUGUGUCUCUGCUCUGUAGCUACAUAUCUCUCUGUGUCUCUGCUCUGUAGCUACAUAUCUCUCUGUGUGUCUGCUCUGUAGCUACAUAUCUCUCUGUGCGUACAACAUUCUUUCUGAUUCUACCCAUUUCUGUUUUCAUCCAUCUCUACCUCAACUUUUUCCUCUCAGUUGCCUUUCUCUAUUCUCUCUGUCACUCUCUCUCUCUUCCGCUCUCUCUCUUUGUAAUAGUCUACAUUCACCUCUGCUACCUGUGGUCUCACUAUGAGUGGUAAUCUGUGGACGGAGGAGCAGUUCAACUGUCCUGUGUGCCUGGACCUCCCCAAUGAGCCAGUCACCAUCCCGUGUGGCCACAGCUACUGCAUGGGCUGCAUCAAGGACUACUGGAGCAAGGACAACCCUCGCUCCCCUGGAGUCUACAGCUGCCCCCAGUGCCGCCAGACAUUCUGUCCCAAGCCCUCCUUGUCCAGGAACACCAUGCUGGCAGAGGCCGUGGAGCAGCUCCGCAAGGGGGCCCUCACCACCUCCGCCAGGGAGUCCAUCCGGAGCGCCCACCGUGCCAACACCAUGGGUAGAGCCAAGGGAGGUUCCCGUGGUGGUGGUGUCAGCAGGCUGCCAGCCAUGGCCGUGCCCUGUGACAUGUGUCACGGCGCUGGAGACCAGCAGGCUGCAGUGAAGUCUUGCCUGGUGUGUAUGGCGUCCUACUGCGAGGCCCACCUGAAACCGCAUCAGACGAAAGCGGAGUUGAAAAAGCACGAGCUGAUUGCGCCCACGGGCAAGCUGGCGCAGAAGAUCUGUACCGAGCACAAGUACCUGCAGGAGUUCUACUGUCGUCAGUGCCAGAUGUUUGUGUGCUGGCUGUGCACCAGUAACCAGCACAAGGACCAUGAGACCACCUCCACCAAUGCAGAGCGCACGGAGAGACAGAAAGAGCUGGCUGAGAUACAGACAGAGAAUCAUCAGAGACUGAAAGAAAGAGAAGGAGAGCUGAAAGACAUGAAGAAGAUGCUGGAGGCAACAAAGCGCUCAGCAGACAGGGUACAUGAUGACACAGAGACGGUGCUGUCGGAGCUCCAGCGCUCAGUGGAGAGGCUCCAGGAGCUGGUGGAGGGUGUGAUGAACCAGGCUGGGCAGGAGAAAGUAAGCGAGGCCCAGGACGUGGUGGACAAGCUGGAGGCCGAGAUCUCGGAGCUGAAGAGGAGAGACAAGGACAUGAAGGAGGUGUUCCGCUGUGAGGACAACAUCCACUUCCUGGAGACCUGUGAGUCUCUGUGCAGCCCGUUUGAGUGUAAUGAUCUGUCGUGUGUGGUGGCCAAUCCAGAGGCUACGUUUGAGCCUGUACGUGAAGCCAUCCUGAACCUACGGGAGAGAGUGGAGGACAUGUGCAACGUGGAACUGGGCAAGAUCACCAAGACAGUGAAUGACACAACAUUGUUCACCUUAGGAGAGAAAGCAAAAAAAAAUGGCGGCCAGAAGACGGGAGGGUUCAGGAGUUUGUUUUCUGGUCUGGGAUCCAAAGCAACAACAAACAACCGUCCUGCAGCUCCCACACCGACUGUCUCCGUGGCGGUUCGAGGUCCUAACUCACGUGGUGUAGGCCUGCGCUCUCAGGAUGUUAGGAGCAGAGAGGAACCACGAGCUGACAGAGACAGGCCGAGGAGAGAGGAGAGAGAACCAGCCAGAGAGGCAGCCCUCAGACCAAGCACCAGAUCUAGUCCCACUCAGAGUCGGAGAAAGCCAGCCAGAAAUAGCCCUACCCAAAGUCGAAGAGAGACGCGCAGACGCAGUCCCAGUCCCACUCCAAGUCGUAGAGAGUCAGCCAGACCCAGACCUACUCCAAGUCGUAGAGAGCCAGCCAGACCCAGCCCUACUCCAAGUCGUAGAGAGCCAGCCAGACCCAGCCCUACGCCCAGCCGGAGAGAGACACCCAGACCAGAACCCACCACCACCCCUACCCCCAGUGCUGUUACCCAAGCCACCCCUACCCCCGGUGCUGUUACCCAAGCCACCCCAGCCUCAGGAGCUUUCAGCCGGAUGGGAUCCAUAGCAAGUCUCUUCCGCUCCCAUCGACGUGCCACACCGGCACCUGGGCCAGUCAACAACAACACUGGUGGAGUUAACCCAUGUGAGUCCCGACCAGAGAGAAUGAUUGAGGCCUCUAGUAGUCAAAAGGCUACUAGUUCUCCCACUUAAAAAUAUGAGAGAGGCCUGUAAUUUUCAUCAUAGGUACACUUCGACUAUGACAGACAAAAUGAGAAAAAAAAUCCAAAAAUCACAUUGUAAUUUAUUUGCAAAUUAUGGUGGAAAAUAAGUAUUUGGUCACCUACAAACAAGCAAGAUUUCUGGCUCUCACAGACCUGUAACUUCUUCUUUAAGAGGCUCCUCUGUCCUCCAUUCGUUAUCUGUAUUAAUGGCACCUGUUUGAACUUGUUAUCAGUAUAAAAGACACCUGUCCACAACCUCAAACAGUCAAACUCCACUAUGGCCAAGACCAAAGAGCAUGUCCAGGCCCGUCUGAAGUUUGCUAGAGAGCAUUUGGAUGAUCCAGAAGAAGAUUGGGAGAAUGUCAUAUGGUCAGAUAAAACCAAAAUAUAACUUUUUGGUGAAAACUCAACUCGUCGUGUUUGGAGGCCAAAGGAUGCUGAGUUGCAUCCAAAGAACACCAUACCUACUGUGAAGCAUGGGGGUGGAAACAUCAUGCUUUGGGGCUGUUUUUCUGCAAAGGGACCAGGACGACUGAUCCGUGUAAAGGAAAGAAUGAAUGGGGCCAUGUAUCGUGAGAUUUUGAGUGAAAACCUCCUUCCAUCAGCAAGGGCAUUGAAGAUGAAACGUGGCUGGGUCUUUCAGCAUGACAAUGAUCCCAAACACACCGCCCGGGCAACGAAGGAGUGGCUUCGUAAGAAGCAUUUCAAGGUCCUGGAGUGGCCUAGCCAGUCUCCAGAUCUCAACCCCAUAGAAAAUCUUUGGAGGGAGUUGAAAGUCCGUGUUGCCCAGCAACAGCCCCAAAACAUCACUGCUCUAGAGGAGAUCUGCAUGGAGGAAUGGGCCAAAAUACCAGCAACAGUGUGUGAAAGCCUUGUGAAGACUUACAGAAAACGUUUGACCUCUGUCAUUGCCAACAAAGGGUAUAUAACAAAAGAAUUGACCAAAUACUUAUUUUCCGCCAUAAUUUGCAAAUAAAUUCAUUAAAAAUCCUACAAUGUGAUUUUCUGGAUUUUUUUUCUCUCAUUUUGUCUGUCAUAGUUGAAGUUUACCUAUAAAGAAAAUUAUAGGCCUCUCAUCUUUAAGUCGGAGAACUUGCACAAUUGGUGGCUGACUAAAUACUUUUUUGCCCCACGGUAUAUCUCUAUGGUCCCGACCCUCAACGCUUUAACCCCAUCAGA
Molecule: messenger RNA, 3749 nt
Organism: Oncorhynchus keta (chum salmon)
Lineage: Eukaryota; Metazoa; Chordata; Actinopteri; Salmoniformes; Salmonidae
Product: tripartite motif-containing protein 29-like
Exons: 11
Coding region: 631-2559 (642 amino acids)
Molecular function (GO): zinc ion binding
Source: RefSeq, a predicted model, not a curated record